Molecule: messenger RNA, 543 nt
Organism: Diversispora eburnea
Lineage: Eukaryota; Fungi; Glomeromycota; Glomeromycetes; Diversisporales; Diversisporaceae
Source: the annotation of a GenBank genome assembly
AUGGUGAAUUUAUCGCUUUACACUACCACUGCCGUAAUACUUCUUGACAGCGAGGGUAAUAGAAUUCUAGCUAAAUAUUAUGGUCCUAGAAAUAAUUAUCUUACAUCUAAAGAACAAAAGCAAUUUGAGAAAGGAUUAUUUGAAAAAACCAAAAGAGCCAACGGUGAAAUUAUUCUUUACGAUAAUCAUGUUGUCCUCUAUCGAAAUAAUAUUGACGUCUUUUUUUAUGUCGUUGGUUCUGCCGAAGAAAACGAACUUUUAUUAAACAACAUAUUGAGUGCAUUUUAUGACGCUGUUUCUAAUUUACUAAGGCAUCAAGUGGAGAAAAGAACUAUAAUAGAUAAUUUAGAUCUUGUAGUCCUCGCUUUAGAUGAGACAAUAGAUGAUGGUAUUACUUUGGAGACCGAUUCGAAUGUGAUUGUAUCUCGUGUAUCUCGUCCUCGUACUGAUACAACAGAUAUUCCUAUCACAGAGCAAUCUCUUCUUCAGGCAUAUCAUACAGCAAGAGAAAAGGUUGCCGAACGGUUAUUACGUGGCGGAUAA